Molecule: messenger RNA, 755 nt
Organism: Apus apus (common swift)
Lineage: Eukaryota; Metazoa; Chordata; Aves; Apodiformes; Apodidae
Exons: 2
Coding region: 3-755 (250 amino acids)
Molecular function (GO): protein binding
Source: RefSeq, a predicted model, not a curated record
CCAUGUCCCCUGGUGCCCAUGGUGGCAUUUGCAUGGCCCAGGUCCUCCUGUCCAUGAUGGCACCCUUACCUCCAAGUGCAUCCAACCCAUGUUCCCCGGCUUAUGAUGGUAUGUGUGCCCUGUGUCCCCUGAGCUUGCAGAGCCUCCGGCUCCUGUGGCUGGUGGCCCUGAGCUGCAGGACCCCCGCUGGGGACUCUCCUCUCCCUGCAGACAAUGCCAAGGCCUAUUUCAAGCGGGCCAAGGCCCACGCUGCUGUCUGGAAUGAGCGGGAGGCACGGGAAGACUUCAUGCGGGUGGCUCACCUGGACCCUGCCAUGGCUGCUGCUGUGAAGAAGGAGCUGAAGCAGCUGGGGGAGAGGAUGAGGAAGAAGCACGUGGAGGAUCGGAAGCGCUACCAGGGGCUCUUCCAGCAGCCCCAGGGGCUGUGGGCCAGCAAGGGGCAGGAGAGUGGGAAGGUGGGUAACGGGGCGAUGCUGCGGGAGGAGGCACCCCAGGGUGAGGUUGGGGUCCCAGAGACCCCUGGGCAAGGGGAACAGGGGUCUGAGACCAAAAAAGCUGAACAACCAGGGGCUGGCCAAGCAGAACAAGGGACCCCCAGGUCUGGCUGUGGAGGGGCAGCACCAGGAGGAGAAGCAGCUCAGGGGCAACCUGUGGGGGCAAAGGUGGAAGUGAAGGAUGGGACAGGACUGGGGGAAGAAGGGAACCUGGGCACUCGUGGGACAGAGCCGGAGAGCUGGAACACUCUGCACGAGUGA